AAUAUAAACACAGAGUGGAGGGGAGAGAAUGAUUUGCUCUGAGAGAAGCUCUAACAAAUGGAUGAAGAGCUACAGUAUAGUGUCAAUGAUAAGAAGAAAGUGAAGAAUGGAGUUAUUGAGUGGGAGGAGAGGACACACAAGGGACUCAGACAAACCAAGUGAUAGACUGACAGACAGCACACAUCGGUGUGAGAGCGCUUUGUGCUGAGCUCCACACGGUUUGGGUACACCUGUCUCUAUGAACGUUUUCAUUUGGAAUCACUAACUCGAGAGGAAUAAAAUAUCUGCGCAAGUUCCCUCUUCUUCUACAAGGACUAAAAAAGGAAGCAAACUAUUUUUCACUUUGACUGUCGUUGCUCCAAAGCGGCAUUCUCUUAGAGUCAUUCACUUCUGCACUCUGUGAAGGGAGAUUGUGUGUAUUGAGUGCUCUAAACUGAGAUGGGGACGGUGAGCGAACUUUGCGCUUCCAGCUUCCAGGCGUUCAUGUGUCCCACUGUGCGCCCAGCUGCACCAGCAGUGCCAGAUGAUCUGACACCAGAGGAGAAGCAGGAGCUGGAGAAUAUACGCAGGCGAAAGCAGGAGCUGCUUGAGGACAUCCAGCGGCUAAAGGAUGAGAUAGCAGAGGUGACGAGUGAGAUCGAGAACCUGGGCUCCACUGAAGAGAGGAAAAACAUGCAGAGAAAUAAACAGGUGGCCAUGGGCCGAAAGAAAUUCAACAUGGAUCCCAAAAAGGGAAUCAUAUUCCUCAUAGAGAAUGACCUGCUGAAGAACACCUGUGAGGAUAUCGCUCAGUUCCUCUACAAGGGUGAGGGCCUGAACAAGACGGCAAUUGGAGAUUAUCUAGGUGAAAGAGACGAGUUCAACAUUGAUGUUCUUCAUGCUUUUGUGGAGCUUCAUGAAUUCACAGAUCUCAACCUGGUCCAGGCACUCAGACAGUUCUUGUGGAGUUUCCGGUUACCUGGUGAAGCCCAGAAGAUUGACCGCAUGAUGGAGGCUUUUGCACAGCGCUACUGUCAGUGCAACCCUGGUGUCUUUCAGUCCACAGAUACCUGCUAUGUCCUUUCAUUUGCCGUCAUCAUGCUAAAUACAAGCCUACACAACCCUAAUGUAAAGGACAAGCCUUCAGCAGAGCGCUUUAUAGCCAUGAACAGAGGCAUCAAUGAUGGGGGAGACCUACCAGAGGAUUUGCUCAGGAACCUGUAUGAUAGUAUCAAGAAUGAACCCUUCAAGAUACCAGAAGAUGAUGGCAAUGACCUAACACAUACAUUCUUUAAUCCAGACCGUGAGGGCUGGUUGCUGAAAUUGGGAGGGGGACGAGUAAAAACAUGGAAAAGAAGAUGGUUCAUCUUAACAGAUAACUGCCUCUAUUACUUUGAAUACACUACUGAUAAAGAGCCAAGAGGGAUCAUUCCCCUGGAAAAUCUAAGUAUUAGAGAAGUGGAGGAUUCAAAGAAACCAAACUGCUUUGAGCUGUUCAUCCCUGACAAUAAGGAUCAAGUGAUCAAGGCCUGCAAGACUGAGGCAGAUGGUCGCGUGGUGGAGGGAAACCACACAUUCUACAGAAUCUCAGCCCCAACUGUUGAAGAAAAAGAUGAAUGGAUCAGCAGCAUCAAAGCUGCCAUUAGCAGGGAUCCCUUCUAUGAAAUGCUUGCAGCCAGGAAGAAGAAAGUGUCCUCUAUAAAGCGGCCGUAGAUCUUCCUGACUCUUUGAAGCCUUGGUGCCGACAUGUAUAUAAAUGGUCCAGGUUAAGUGAAGAACACCCAAGUAAGAGCUGGCCUGUGAUUUGGCAAGUGGACAAAUGAAACCUAGAAGCCAUUACUGUGGACUGGAUCAGUCCCACUCAGGAAUGCCCUGGUGUUAUAAGGGGAUUAACUGCACUAGGACUUUUUGUGGCCGUAAGUAACACUGCAUUAGGAUUGAAUUUAUGCUUCUUGAGUGAACAUAAAUACAUAAACAAAUCCUAAUUCAGAUAUUUUGAAUGUUUUGAAGGAUUAUAGCAUUGCACAGAAGAAGUUCUGAUGUUACAAGAUAAUGUUGUAAUGUUACAAAAUAAUAUUGUGUAAUAAUCAUUAUGUAUAGCGUGUAUCACUAUGUAUAGCUUAAAUCAGCAGGUCUGACUGUAAAAGGCAACUUAAUUAAAAGCUGCUGACACAUACUUGUAUGUCAGUUACCGUUUGUUUGUUUAGUACAUGUACAGAGAGUAGGAUAAGUUAGAUAAACCUCACAUCCUACUGAACAUUUCAUAAGCCGCGCUUUUUCGUCAGUUUCGACUUUUUGCUUGUAAAAAUUUGCCUUUCUCGUCUGCCAAAGCUAUUUUUAUAUUCCUUCUUGACUGAUGCAUUUUAUUGUUUCAAUACUGAUUUGUCCGGACUAUUGUUCACAAAGCUAAAAUGUCCCAUUCAAACAGUGGCCUUACAUUCUGUAUUUUCCAGUAUAAACAAGACAAAAUUUUUAUUUUAUUUUCCCUACACCAUUUUUAAUAUGGGACUGUUUGUCUACUUGAUAUCUUUGUUUUUUUUGUUUGAACUGAUUUGGUUUGUGCAUUCAUUUUCAUACAAGACCACAGUCUAUCAUUCGUUAUUCCUUAUUUAUCCGGGAUAACAAUGUUGCAUUUUAAACUGAGGUGAUGAUUGUUAUUAUUAUUAAUAAUAAUAACAAUAAUGCAUUGAUUUGUGGAAAUGGCUUCCAAUGUUAGUACAAUUUCAGUGUUAAUCUUAUUUCAUUGUUGAAGUGCACUGAUAACUAUUAGAAAAGGCGAUGUUAAUUUAUCAAUUCUGUAUAUAACUCAAAAACUGUAUUUUUGUCUAAAUGUUGUUUGUAUAAAAAUAUGGGUUUGAUUUUUACUGUUUGGACUUAACCACUGUUGGCCUGUAAUCUUGAGCUUAAAUAAAACCCAUUCAUUGCAAACAAAUAA
Molecule: messenger RNA, 2914 nt
Organism: Clarias gariepinus (North African catfish)
Lineage: Eukaryota; Metazoa; Chordata; Actinopteri; Siluriformes; Clariidae
Gene: cyth1b
Product: cytohesin 1b
Exons: 13
Coding region: 439-1692 (417 amino acids)
Biological process (GO): regulation of ARF protein signal transduction
Molecular function (GO): guanyl-nucleotide exchange factor activity
Source: RefSeq, a predicted model, not a curated record